Phodopus roborovskii (desert hamster) is the source of this 986-nucleotide messenger RNA. It is a transcript of the gene Cd7, whose product is annotated as CD7 molecule. The transcript is spliced from 4 exons. The coding region runs from base 37 to 666 and encodes 209 amino acids. Gene Ontology annotation, cellular component: membrane. Gene Ontology annotation, molecular function: signaling receptor activity. Gene Ontology annotation, biological process: adaptive immune response. Lineage: Eukaryota; Metazoa; Chordata; Mammalia; Rodentia; Cricetidae. The record is from RefSeq and is a predicted model, not a curated record.
UGGCUGAUCUGAUUCUGGUCGGCUGAUCUGGGCAGCAUGACUCAGGAGACUUUCCUGGCCUUGCUACUUACACUGGCCAGAGUCCUGCCCGGCCCCCUAGAUGGCCAAGAGAUGCAACAGUCUUACCAAGUCCAUAUCGCUUCUGAGGGGGAGUCCAUCAACAUCACCUGCUCUACAAGUGGAGACUUGCUGGGGAUCUACCUGAAGCAGAUCUGGCCAUGGGAUUCCUAUGUGACGUACUUUGAAGACGGGAAAGACUCCACGGUAGACAAGCGUUUCUCAGGCCGAAUUGAUUUCUCCGGUUCCCAGAACAACCUGACCAUCACCUUGCGCCUCCUCGUGCUGGAAGACACUGGAGUAUAUACCUGCAAGCCCGUCACAAAAAGCGGAAGGGAUGGCUCAUCCACCAUAGUUGUAGUGAGAGAAAAACUGUCCCAAGAAGCAUGCAAAUCCCAGGAACUUCGGAGAGCAUCAGUUUCCCUCCCAGCUGCCCUGGCUGUAGGCUUCUUCCUCCUUGGGUUGAGCUUUGGAGUGCUAUGCUCAUUGAGGAAAACGCAGAUCAAGGAGCUGUGUGCCUCGAGGGAUAACAACUCACGGUGCGUAGUGUAUGAGGACAUGUCCUACAGCAAUCGCAAGACUCCGUGCACCCUCAACCAGUAUCAGUGAGCCCCUCUACCCACAGUCCCCCACGUCUUGCUUCAGCUGGGUUGGUAGUGGUCCUGCUGACCCAACCAGCCCAACUCCCCCAGUACCCUUCCUGUGCUACUCAAAUGCCCCCUUAGUGCUUUUGGAUGAAUGGGACUCCUCCUCUCUGUAAGCUUCCCCACAGGGCUCUGCAAUUUGUCCCCCACCCUAGCCAGGUAGCUCUGAUCAUGGUGCCAUGGGGGGGGGGGAACUUGAGGGGAACAAAAAAAAAUGUGUUACCUGUCUUGGAGCAGCUUGGCCAGAAAUAAAUAGACAAAUAAAGCCCAUUGUGGCUUUUAUUU